Molecule: messenger RNA, 1447 nt
Organism: Naegleria gruberi
Lineage: Eukaryota; Heterolobosea; Eutetramitea; Acrasida; Naegleriidae
Product: aquaporin
Exons: 2
Coding region: 296-1342 (348 amino acids)
Biological process (GO): transmembrane transport
Cellular component (GO): plasma membrane
Molecular function (GO): water channel activity
Source: RefSeq, a predicted model, not a curated record
AAAAAAAACAAUUCAAUAAUACAUUCCUUACCAACCCGCUAAAGAAGGGUAAGUCAUCUUACCGUUACACUCCUAUUUACAGCGCUUUUGUUGACUCCUGUUGUGUGAUGAUCCUAUUCUUGUUGUUUGAUAUUUAUUAUUUAAUGAUGACUUGUUUUUAUUAACAUCUUUAUUACUUUUGAUCACAACAUCCAUCUCCAAAUUUUAUUUUCAUCAUCUAUUGGUGUCAUCACCUUUUGUUAUCUCAUCAUGUUAAUCACUUAUAUUGUGUAUUUUAUAACAAAUUAUAAAGAAAAUGAAAGCCUCCCGUUAUGAGGAACCUCUUCAUGAUGAAGAUGAAAAGUACGACAGACCAGCUGGAAAGAAAGGUGCCAGUAAGACUAGUAUGGAUGAACUCGAAAGAGGACAAAGAAAAGAUUUGGUUGCCAACGAAAUUGAAUUAGAGGAUAAACAAGAACCAGUCGAAGAAGCCCCAAUUACAUCAAACAUUGUCCCAUUCUUUACCCAUCCCGAUAUUAUUUUCGAUUGGCGUGCUGUUUUGGGUGAAUUUAUUGGUACCAUGCUGUUCGUUCUUAUUGGUACUUUGAGUUCUCAAUAUUCUUCACAAGUUCCAGGUGAUUAUAUUCGUGGUUCUUUGGGCCACAUUUUCGGUUUGAUUAUUGUCAUUCACGUCUUUGCUCCAAUUUCUGGUGGUCACGUUAAUCCAGCUGUUACUAUUUGUGUUUUGGUUACUCGUAAUAUUGGUAUCAUGUCAGGUAUUUUGUAUUUGAUUGCCCAAUGUUUGGGUGCUGUUGUCGGAUCAUCAUUAACUCUUUGGAUUUCUGGUGGUAUUGAUGGUGCUGUUUUCAUUUUACCAAAUGAUGACAUUACUACUGCUCUUAGAGGUUUCACUUCUGAACUCUUGAUGACCUUCAUGUUUGUCACUACUAUUUUCGGAGCUGCCGUCAAGGUUAAGCACUUGAAUACUCAAUCAUAUGCUUCUGCUCCUCACCAAGCAAGCAAGAUGGUUGAAAAUGAAAGCAAGAUCUUCUUGGAAGUCAACUUUGAACCUAUUGCCAAGAUCGUUUCUGCCUUGUACAUUGGUUUGGCCCUUGGUGCCAAUGCCAUGGCUGGUGCUUUAACUGGUGCUUGUAUGAAUCCAGCUCGUGCUUUGGGUCCAAUGCUCAUUUCUUGGUCAUUCUAUAAGCAUUGUUGGAUUUAUUACACUGCUCCAUUCUUGGGUGCUAUUUUUGCUGCUCUCAUGUUUGAAUUUGUCUUGACUCCAAACAAGGCUUGUGGACGUAUCUGUAACUUGUGUCCAAAGACUCACCAAGUUAUGAAGUUGGGUCAAAUGUGGAAGUAAAUGGAUUUCCAUUUUUCUACACUUGUUAUCUAGAUUGUAUCCUAAAUUUUUCAAUUUUUGUCUGUCUCAUUUCAAUAAAUAUAUAAUAAAUAAUAAUAUAAUAAU